CUACUGGGUUAGACUUGUAACAUGAUUUUGGCUCUUAAGGCCUUACUUGGUUGUUGAGCUUUUUGGAAUUUGUGGGUGUUUCGGCCUGAUGAUUCCGCGUGACCCGUAGCAAGUAGACAAAAGCAAAUAAUGCAAGGAUGCAAAAGAAAAUAAAAAACAGGAAUGGACUGAAGGUUUUGAGUUGGCGUGGUUCGAGCUCAUCAUCGCCGGGAUGGGCCCUGGUGCCGAUGUGGGCGGUACAUAUAGGAUUAAAGCUUGUUUAUAAAACUGAACGAGUCAUAUGACUUACUAGGAGGGAAUGUCCACUUGCUUAUAAUAAGUUGGUAUUUUGCGUUUUUUUUUCAAAGUCUUCUACCAGUAGUUGACCUGAGUUACUAGGAUGGAGUCGGAGUCUUCUUGUUCUCUCUUCUCAAAAUCCAAACCCCAACGGACAUACGAUGUGUUCAUCAAUUUCAGGGGAGAAGACACCCGUAGAAAGUUCGUUUCUCAUCUCCAUCAUGGCCUCUCAACAAAUGCUGGAGUCAAAACUUUCUGGGACGAGGAGAGUCUUGCCAAGGGAACACCGCUGGGAGAGCUAAUGCGAGCAAUAGAAGGGUCUCAGAUAGCACUAGUUGUUUUCUCCCAAACUUAUACUCAAUCCCGUUGGUGUCUUCGUGAGCUUGAAAAAAUCAUUGAAUGCCACAAAAAUUAUGGUCAAAUAGUUCUGCCCGUAUUUUACCAUGUUGACCCAUCCGAUGUAAGUCAUCAGAACGGUGAUUUCGGAGAAGCGUUGAAAGCAACUGCCCAAAAAACAGUUUCCGAAGAUGGAGAUGCAUUCUUGAGAUGGAGCCACGCACUAAACGAAGCUGCAGAAUUCUGCGGUUGGGAUGUGAGGAAUUACAGGAAUGAAGCUCAACUAGUGAAGGAUAUUGUUGAAGAUGUUCUUAGUAAACUGGAAUAUGAUGCCCUGUCUAUUACCGAUUUUCCUGUUGGACUAGAAUCUCGUGUGCAACAAGUGAUUAGAUUUAUUGAAAAUCAAUGUCCCGAAGUUUGUAAGCUAGGGAUAUGGGGAAUGGGAGGAUCGGGUAAAACUACUACAGCCAAAGUUAUCUACAAUCGAAUUCAUCAUAGAUUCAUGCAUAAAAGUUUCAUGGAAGGCAUUAGAGAGUUUUGUGUAACAGAUAGGAGAGGGCAACUUCAUUUACAAGAACAACUUCUUUCAGAUAUCCUCAAAGAAAAGGUGAUGUUACAUAGUUUAGGGAGGGGAAAAACUGUGAUCGAUAACAGACUUGCUGGAAAAACGGCACUCAUUGUACUUGAUGAUGUGGAUAAGUAUGAGCAGUUACAAGAUCUGUGUGGAAAUUGUAAAUGGUUCGGUCAAGGAACUGUAAUAAUCAUUACAACCAGAAAUCUUCGCCUGCUUGAGCAAUUUAAAGUUGAUUAUCUUUAUGAGAUGCAUAAAAUGGACGAAGAAGAGUCCCUUGAGCUUUUUAGUUGGCAUGCUUUUGGAGAAGCAAAACCAAGACAGGACUUCAAUGAACUUGCAAGAAAUGCAGUUGCUUAUUGUGGUGGUCUACCACUAGCUCUUGAAAUUCUUGGUUCUUAUCUGAGUGAGAGGACAGAAAAAGAGUGGAAAAGUGUGUUGUCAAAACGAAAAAUAAUUCCCGAUGCUAAAGUUCAGAAGAUAUUAAAAAUAAGCUAUAAGGGUUUGUGUGAUAUGAAUAAAAACAUAUUUCUUGAUGUAUGUUGUGUCUUUAUUGGUGAAGACAGAGACUAUGUCAUCGAGAUACUAAAUGGCUGUGAUCGUAAACUGUUUGCUGAUAUUGGAAUAACAGAACUCACACAGCAUAGCCUCAUAAAAGUUGAAAAGAACAAUAAACUUGGAGUGCAUCCUUUGCUUCGAGACAUGGGUAGAGAGAUAAUUCGUAAAAGUUCAUGUUCAAGAAAGGAACCUGGGAAGCACAGUCGAUUGUGGUUUCAUGAGGAUGUACUCAAUGUAUUGACAAAUAAUACUGGCACCGAAGUUAUUGAGGGAUUGGCUCUGAAAUUGCCUUUAACCAAUACAGUUUUCUUCGAAGCUGUUGCUUUUAAAGAAAUGAACAAGUUGAGACUGUUGCGACUUGAUUACGUACAACUGGGUGGGGAUUAUGGGUAUCUUUCUAAGGAACUGAGAUGGAUCUACUGGCAAGGGUUUCCUUUAGAACACAUGCCUAACAACUUUAAUCUGGAAGGUGUAAUUGCGAUUCAUUUCAAGCACAGUAAUCUUAGACAAGUGUGGAAAGAACCAAAGGUUUUGUCGCGUCUAAAGUUCCUCAAUCUUAGUCAUUCCAAGUACUUGACAGAAACCCCUGACUUUUCAAAGCUACCAAAUCUUAAAAAGCUCAUUCUCAAACAUUGUCGCAGUUUGUGCAAGAUACACCAAUCCCUUGGAGAUCUCUCCUUUCUUGAAUUGAUAAAUUUGAAAGGUUGUUCAAGUCUAAGCAAUCUCCCAAGAGAGACCUAUCAGUUGAAAUCUGUGAAAACUCUCAUCCUAUCUGGUUGUUUGAAGAUUGACAAAUUGGAAGAAGAUAUAGGGAGGAUGGAAUCCUUGACAACUCUAAUUGCUGAAAACACUGCUGUGGAAAAAGUUCCCUUUUCAAUAGUGAGCUCAAAAAGCAUUGGAUAUAUAUUCCUAUGUGGAUUUAAAGGAUCACCACAUAAUGUUUUUCCUUCUAUCAUUUGGUCUUGGAUAUCACCAACAAUUAAUCCCCUAUCUUAUAUUAGUCCUUUUUGUGGCGUAUCAUCAUCUCUAGUUUCCAUGAAUAUGAAGAAAAAUGAAUUGGGUGCUCUAACACCAAUCCUUAGCAGCAUUUUAAAUCUUCGAAGUGUUUUGGUGCAAUGUGAUACGGAGUUACAAACAUCUAAACAAGUUGAAACAAUUUUGGAUGAAGUACGUGGUGUAAAUUUGAUUAAAUCAGAAAUAGCACCAUAUAUAUCAGAAAUAUCAGAGCAUUCCUUGAGAUCAUUUUUUAUUAGAAUUGGAAGUUGCCAAGACGAAGUCUUCAAUACUCUCAGUCAGAGCAUAUCUGAGGAAUUGACAACCAGUGAAUCUUGCAAUGAUUUUGUCCCAGGAAACAAGUAUCCUUAUUGGUUGGCCCAUACGGGUAAUGAACGUUCGGUGUAUUUCACCGUGCCAGAUGACUGUAGCAUGAACGGAAUGACAUUGUGUGUUGUUUAUUUAUCAGCCCCUGAAAACACAGCAACCGAUUGUCUUGCUAGUGUCAUAAUGGUUAAUCACACAAAGUGCACCAUCCAGAUAUACAAGCGAGACACAGCAAUUUUCUUUAAUGAAGUAGAUUGGCAGGGCAUAAUGUCACAUUUGGAAUCUGGAGACCAUGUGGAGUUUUAUGUGACUUUUACAAAUGGAUUGGUGGUCAAAAAGUCAAUUGUCUAUCUCAUGUAUGAUGAAUCAACUGACAUGAAUGGAAGAGGAAUCUGAAUCACCAAAAAACUAGCUGGAAGAGGAAGAAUGGUAAAGAAUAUUCAGGAAAAGGAUGAAAAACAUCAAAAGAAACAAGUAGAAAACUUGGUGAAGCAUCAAAAGAGAAUGAUGGAGGACCAUCCUUAGAGCUUCAUGUGAGACCAUCACUAGGUCCAUGGCUAGGAGAUUGGAAGAGGAUAGAGCUAACACCCCUAGAGACAUGAUGGAGGACCAUCCUUGAGGAUACAUGUGGGCCCCAUCACUAGGUCCAUGGCUAGGAGAGUGGAAGAGGAGGAGGGAACUCACCCACCAAAGGACACCCUCCUCAUGAUCAUAGAGUAUUAAUACUCUCCUAAGAUUCAUUAGUAUAUGGUUUAUUUUAUUUUUCAAUUUUACCCUUGUAUUUUAGGGUAUCUUAGUCAUAGGAUUUAUUUUCUUUUGUAUUUUCCAUUUUACCCUUGUAUUAUGGGGUGAUUUAGA
Cajanus cajan (pigeon pea) is the source of this 3919-nucleotide messenger RNA. RefSeq names its product disease resistance protein RPV1. The record is from RefSeq and is a predicted model, not a curated record. Gene Ontology annotation, biological process: defense response; signal transduction. Gene Ontology annotation, molecular function: ADP binding. NCBI's taxonomy places the organism in Eukaryota, Viridiplantae, Streptophyta, Magnoliopsida, Fabales, Fabaceae.